AUGGACUCUCCCUUACAACUCACAGUUGUGAACCAAUCGCAAGCUAGCGACGAAGCGUCAGCGGCGGAUGAAGUGAAAAGGACAAGUUUGCGAUUUUCUAGAGACGGAUCCCAAUGUUUAGACACAGAUGCAGUUGUGCUAAACUUUGAGCAUAUUACUAUGUUUGACGAAAGAAUUUCAGUACCACGAAGUAGCUUCAGGGCCAAGAAAGUGGAGUCAAACGUGGAUCCCCAGAAAUAUCGACUAUUUAUAGAGAGCAAGAUAGAAGAUCCACGCUUGGUCAAACAGGAUUUCAUGAAGUUUAAAGCUUCUAAGCCUGUAGGAGUGGCCGAUGCUAAAAGAUGGAGAAAGCAUCAAAUUGGUAAGCUACCUACCAGGUGGCCGAAAUCGCUUGUGCAUGGAUCGGAAGUGUGCUCUACAGAAGCCAGCUCUGAAACUGUGUCGGGGGUGGAAACAAUCCCUGUUGCAAAGAUUACGUCUACAGAAGUGGAUGCCCUGCACCCCAUCGCCCAGACGCCCUCAGUCAGUACACAGAAAUCGGUGACAAAGAUUGCGUUGUCUAAGAAGCUAGGAAAACUGUGCUGCUGUUGUCAGAAGGGGACACAAGAAACCAAGGGAGAGUGUGUCAAUGUUGAAAAUGAGCAGUCAUGA
Candidula unifasciata is the source of this 651-nucleotide messenger RNA. The record is from the annotation of a GenBank genome assembly. Lineage: Eukaryota; Metazoa; Mollusca; Gastropoda; Stylommatophora; Geomitridae.